UUACGUAAAUUAUUUGAAAAUGUUAAAAAUCGAAAAAUUAUCACAAAACUUAUUAAAUCUAAGGUUUGUUUGUCGUUUUUCAAGUACUUUUCGUCAUCAAUUUGCAAUUGAAAAGCCAAUAUAUUAUCCCAAGCGGAGUUUGUCCGAAGAAGAUGAAUUAAAAGUUCCUGUUGCAGAGCCGGAAAAAACACAGACAAUAGAAAGUUCUGAAGUAAUUGGGUUAUCGCAAAAAACUAUUGAUUAUUAUAAAAUUCUUGGAGUUAACAAUGUCGCGUCGGCACAUGAAAUUAAAACUGCGUAUUAUAAUUUGGCAAAAAAAUUCCAUCCUGAUGCUAAACCGACUCCAAAUGAGACGGAAACAUUUCGCAAAAUUUCUGAAGCCUAUCAAGUUUUAAGUGAUGAAAAUGUUCGAUUGGAGUAUGAUAGAAAUGGGAUGGUGGUAGUAAAUGGACGAGAGGCGACAAAAGGUGCACUUGGAUUUAAAACAACGAAUUUUCUAAGAUUUUUCAAAAAGCAUCCAAAAGCAAUUAACAAUCAAAGCGCACUGGCACUCACAGGGGCUCCUCAAGUAGCUGGAAACAAUGAAAUCGAAAUGAAAUUGAAAUUCCAUCAAGCCGUACAAGGCUGCAAAGAAUACAUUGAUGUUGGAGUAAUGGCCAAAUGUCCCAGGUGCAACGGUGCCACUAGAAUGGGUAACCAAGCUAAUAUCGAAUUUUGUCCCAAAUGCGGUGGCACGGGUCAGCUCCGUAUAAAAACAACAAACUACAUGGACCACGAAAAGUGUGAAACCUGCGAUGGCCGACGAUAUAUAAACAAAAACAGUUGCAAAACUUGCGACAAUCAAGGUUAUCUAGUUCAGAGUAAGCGUGUCCAAGUUGAUGUACCACCAGGAACAUCAAACGGAGAUGUCUUCAAAAUAAACCACCCACUAAACAAUCAAAUAAUAACAAUUAAAGUAAAUGUAGAAAACAGCACCCACUUCAAGCGUGACGGUAAUAAUAUUGCUACCGACAAGUACUUGACAAUCAGUCAAGCUGUUUUGGGGGGAAAGUGCAAAAUUCGUGGAUUAUAUGAAGAUUUAGAAGUGAGUCUUGGUCCGGGAUUAGAAAGCCAUACUAUGCAUUGUUUCAAGGGAAAAGGAAUUCGCAACAAAGAAGGACAUGUUGGAGAUCAUGUAGUUACAUUUAAAAUACGAAUUCCAAAAACUUUGACCACAAAGCAGAGACAAUUGAUAUUGGCGUUAUCAAGAGCCGAAGAUCCCAUAUUCGAUGGGCUAUAAACUAUAAUUUUGUUUAGUCUGUUUUGAAGGGCUGGGUGUGUUUAUUUUUAAGAAUUUUGUUAAUUAAAUGAAGUGAUAUAAGAA
Molecule: messenger RNA, 1363 nt
Organism: Episyrphus balteatus (marmalade hoverfly)
Lineage: Eukaryota; Metazoa; Arthropoda; Insecta; Diptera; Syrphidae
Product: protein tumorous imaginal discs, mitochondrial
Exons: 2
Coding region: 20-1279 (419 amino acids)
Biological process (GO): negative regulation of apoptotic process; protein folding; mitochondrion organization
Cellular component (GO): mitochondrion
Molecular function (GO): heat shock protein binding
Source: RefSeq, a predicted model, not a curated record